AACUGACUACACAACCAAGUGAUACAUAUGGAGUGAAGAUACUCAAACUUGGAAUCUGUAUUCAUACAUGCCAAGAGACUUCUGUGACACUUAUGGAUGUUGUGGUGCAUACAGUUAUUGUGACAAAACACAACUUCCACCUUGCCAAUGUUUGGAAGGAUUUGAGCCUAAAUCCACAAGUAAAUGGAGCUCAAUGGACUGGUCUCAAGGAUGUGUUAGAAAGAAGCCAUUGAACUAUCAGCAAGAAGAUGGAUUUAUCCAAUACCAAAAGUUAAAGUUGCCAGAUGCUGCACAUUCUUGGAUAAGCAGAAAGAUGGUAGUGGUUGUGCUAUUUGGUUUGGUGAUCUACUUGAUAUUAGACAGUUUCAAAUCGGUGGGCAGGAUCUACACAUCAGAAUGUCUGCUUCAGAAUCAGAAAGAAGAAAUGGAGCUUCCAGUAUUUGAACUAGCUAUGAUAUCUUAUGCCACCAAUCACUUUUCACUCACCAACAAGCUAGGACAGGGGGGUUUUGGACCUGUUUACAAGGGAAAAUUAAUGGAUGGGCAAGAAAUUGCUAUGAAAAGGCUUUCCCGAAGUUCUGGACAAGGUUUUAAUGAGUUCAAGAAUGAAGUUAAGCUGAUUGCCAAACUUCAGCAUCGGAAUCGUGUUAGGCUUCUUGGAUGUUGUAUUGAAGGAGAGGAGAAAUUGCUGGUUUAUGAAUACAUGCCUAACAGAAGCCUUGACUCAUUCAUUUUUGAUCAAAGAAGGCGUAAAGAACUAAAUUGGCCCAAGCGUUUCCAGAUUAUCUGUGGGAUUGCUAGGGGGCUUCUCUACCUUCACCAAGACUUUAGGCUGUGGAUCAUACAUGGAGAUCUCAAAGCUAGUAACGUUCUUCUUGACAAAUAUGCUGUUGAUGGGUUUUUCUCAGUAAAAUCAGAUGUCUUUAGCUUUGGUGUAUUGUUGAUGGAGAUAGUAAGUGGGACUAAAAAUAGAGGAAUGUACCAUUCAGAUCAUAGCAUUAACCUCAUUGGACAUAUUCCUGAGGACAGGCCAACCAUGUCAUCUGUGUUGCUUAUGUUGGGAAGUGAGAUAGAAUUGCCUCAGCCGAAAGAACCUGGUUUCUUGCUCGAAAAUACAUCACUUGAAACAGAUGCUUCAUUGAGCAAGCAUAACUCGACGUCAAACCAUUUCUUGCCCCUCGUGGCGGACAAACUCGGCGGUGACGGCCUGAUCGGGGAGCUGUGCAAUGGGUUCAACUUGCUGGAUUUGACCGAUGAUGACCUCCGGUCCAUGUUGAAAGAAGGGGAUUUAGACGGGGACGGCGUGCUUAUUCAGAUGGAGUUUUGCGUUUUGAUGUUCCGGUUGAGUCCUGAGUUGAUGGAGGCUUCCCGGUUUGUGUUCCAAGAAGCUUUUGAACAGGAACUCAAGGAUGAUUACUAAUGAUUUUGACCAUGCAUUUUUCUCCAUUUGUCUUACAAUUUUUCUGGGAAUGUAAUGAAAUUGAUGGAAUAUACAGAAAGGAUUAAU
Rubroshorea leprosula is the source of this 1507-nucleotide messenger RNA. The record is from the annotation of a GenBank genome assembly. Lineage: Eukaryota; Viridiplantae; Streptophyta; Magnoliopsida; Malvales; Dipterocarpaceae.